AUGUUCCUACUAUGUCUACCAUCAAUAUUUACAACAUACCUAGGUAUAUUCUACACUGUACUAUCUGUAGUUGCUGUGGUAAUAGGACAGUAUGGUGUAACCAAUAGACAAAAGGGUGCUACUAUUGUUUAUUGUUCAAUAUCAGAGUUAUGUUUCUUCUUGGCAUCGUACAAUAUGUUUGAGUUCAUGGUUGACGAUAGCUCCUGGUUGAAAUUCCCUCAAUGGGCAAAGAUACUGGUCUUGAUGUUUGUUUUGGACACCAACCAGUUGUAUUGUAUCAAAUUAAGUCUUGACUUAUUCAAAGAUCCUGAAAAGACACAACUCCUGCUUGAUAUCGAGAUAUCUGACCUUCCCAAGCCAGAGUACCAGACGUUUGACUACUCCUCCAACUCAUCAUCAUAUAUUUACAAUUCCUCUUCCUCUGCUGCCCCUGCUGCUGGUUCACCUGAUUAG
Messenger RNA from Acytostelium subglobosum LB1, 453 nucleotides. RefSeq lists its product as hypothetical. Bases 1 to 453 code for a protein of 150 amino acids. The record is from RefSeq and is a predicted model, not a curated record. The transcript has 3 exons. NCBI's taxonomy places the organism in Eukaryota, Evosea, Eumycetozoa, Acytosteliales, Acytosteliaceae.